UGUAUUUUGGCAAGGGGGGAUUAUUUCAGUGCUUAAAAUUAGUUAAUGUUUAAAUCUAAAAAGACAUUUGUAAAAGAACAGAAAUCCGUAGUUUGUAAUUCAUAACAAAGAGCUGUACUAAACUGUUGUGGGUUGUUUGGUACAGAUGGAAAUUCUAGUUUACGAGAACAGCAAAUCUGUGUGAUUUGCAGCCUUUUUAAUGGAAUGAUUACCUAAUGUCUAUAAAAUGAAUAAUUUCUCUUCUAGGACUUUAUGGAGAUUUGGAUACUCUGCCAGACUACUGAGAAAUAAUCAUUUGAGGACAGCUGCAUCAAAUACAUCAUUUCCAGCAGUUUGGAUGCUAUUGACGCAAUAUUCUGGCAGGAUACCUGGGUGCUUUGUAGUUGUUAAAAAAAAUAGUUUUUUUACAAUGCCUGAAACUGUGGAGGAGAAGGCUAAUCUAGAACUGUAUUCACCAUGUCCCGAAGUGCGUGGGAUGACACUACUCAACAGGGAAGCUUUUAAAAGGACAGUUGUUGUUCCAGUUCUUAAAGUCAAGAAAGAAACUGUAAAUACAUUGCUGAAGUCCCUAAAACAUACAGUCCUCCAGCGUCCCGGUCUAAAGCGCGUGGUUGAGGAUCCAGAAGAUGAGGAGAGUAGACUCGUUAUUCUGGAUCCUCAUAAAAUACCAGAAUUCUCAUUGGGAGAAUCGGAACAAGAGGUAUUAAAACGACUUAAUGUUUGUCCUGAGGUGUCCAAGUAUAACUUGGAGCUGACUUACGAGAAUUUCAAGUCGGAGGAGAUCCUACGAGCGGUCCUUCCCGAAGGUCAAGAUGUCACCUCUGGAUUUAGCCGUGUUGGUCACAUAGCUCAUUUGAAUCUUCGAGAUCAUCAGCUACCGUACAGAUAUUUGAUUGGCCAGGUUAUAAUUGACAAGAAUCCAGGAAUCACCUGUGCAGUGAAUAAAACCAGUAUUAUUGACAGCACGUACAGAAAUUUUCAAAUGGAAGUGCUUGCUGGAGAGAGCAACCUGGUAACCAAGGUCAAAGAAAAUAAUAUUGCAUAUGAAUUGGACUUCUCCAAGGUCUACUGGAACCCACGUCUUUCCACAGAGCAUGGCCGUAUCAUUGAGCUUUUAAAGCCCGGUGAUGCCCUCUUCGAUGUCUUUGCUGGGAUUGGACCUUUUGCUAUUCCAGCAGCAAAGAAACGGUGCCGUGUAUUUGCAAACGAUCUCAAUCCUGAAUCCUACCGUUGGCUCCUGCACAACUGCAAACUAAACAAAGUAGACAACAAAAUAAAAGCAUUCAACAUGGAUGGCAGGGACUUCCUCCUGGGCCCAGUAAGAGAAGAACUAAGUAAAGAGCUCCCGCUUUUGAAAGAAGAACAGAAAACCUCUUUUCACGUAGUCAUGAAUUUGCCAGCUUUGGCUAUCGAAUUUCUAGAUGUUUUCAGGCAUCUCUUGGUGGGAGAGCCGUGCAGCACUGCUGGCCUUCCCACCGUGCACUGCUACGGCUUCUCCAAACAUGACGACCCCGCCAAAGAUAUUCAAGAACGAGCGGAAGCUUCACUGGGAACCUCCUUGGAUGGACGCUGUUCCACCUACCUGGUGAGAAACGUUGCACCAAACAAGGAGAUGCUGUGCAUCAGUUUCCAGAUCCCGGCGGACGUGCUCUACAAGAGGCCCUGCCCUGAUGAAGCAAAACCAGCCCCUAAGCGUCUGUGUACCAGCAGAGACUGCUCUGAAGAAAAGUUGCUGAGUUGAAGACUGCGGUAACUACCUUAGAAAUUAGAAACCUUAGAAGGUUCCGUAGGUUCCCUCUGGCUUGGAUCCCUUGGAUUAUUUGAAGCAGACCUGUGUCACCCGCCUCAGGUGCUGUGUAACGUGUGUUGCAGCUUUCCUUUGUGAGCCUUGCUUCCUGCAUUUACCUUUUUUGUUAUUUUUUUUUUCUUUUAAUUGUGAGAUCAAUGAGCAGAUGGAAAUUGUUGUUACUAUCAAAAACAAAACUUCACUUUUUUUUUUUGGUAAUAAAUGCGUUCUGGUA
This is a messenger RNA of Calidris pugnax (ruff), 2021 nucleotides long. RefSeq names its product tRNA methyltransferase 5 (gene TRMT5). NCBI's taxonomy places the organism in Eukaryota, Metazoa, Chordata, Aves, Charadriiformes, Scolopacidae. The coding region runs from base 227 to 1741 and encodes 504 amino acids. Gene Ontology annotation, cellular component: cytoplasm; mitochondrial matrix. The record is from RefSeq and is a predicted model, not a curated record. Gene Ontology annotation, biological process: mitochondrial tRNA methylation; tRNA N1-guanine methylation. The transcript is spliced from 4 exons.